AUGGUACUGCGAGCCGCAUGCAGCAUCGAGGCGAGCACAUUCUCCAAUGGCGUACGGAUCACCGACCGGGAAGGAAGAACGCCGGACGUCGCCGCGACGGAAGCGUCCGUGGACCGCGUAGAGUCGCGUACAGUGAACGAGGGGCGUGGGAACGCGAGAUUCUCCCUGUUCAAAUGGUUUAAACGGUCCGGUAAUCGGGACUCGAGCGCGGAGAAGAGGCGGAAAACGAUCGGGAGAUACGCGGAGGGAGGCGAGAAAGAAGGGCGGCAAAGAAGCGUCUCGUCGAGCGUGGAGAGCGUGGACACGUUCUACAGCACGACGACAGUGCGCAGUUUCGCGUUUCACACCGGCACUCUGGGCGGGUGCAAUGGAUUGUCGUUAGACGUGUUGGAACAGGCGGCCGAGGUCGGCCCGUUCGCGGCCGGAGCCUCGAAACUCGCGGUUCGAAACAAAGAGAACGAGUUGGCGUCCACGUUGCCCGCCAACGUUCACAGAAGAGACAUAACGGCCAGAUACUCCCUGCAACCCUCGACCACGUUCAACUCCUGCGGCAAUCUAUCUCCCCAUCCCGAUCGAAUCCCCUUGUUGGAAUCUCUGGAGAGGUUGGACGAGCGGAGGGCUCGUUACGCCGUCAACUCGUCGACGCGUAGACGGGUGCACGUGAAAGGGAAGCGGCGAGCGCCUAAUCCUCCCGCGAGCUCGAUCAAGGCAACGGAGGUAGAUGCACGGGAAACACCGAGGAACAGUAGCAGGCGAAAGCGACGCGCGCCGAAACCGCCUGAGAAGAUCGUGGACGAGCGUGAUUCGGGUGGGAAGAAGUGGGAGGAUCGGGUUACCGAUGGCGGAAUGGACGCGAGGGAAACGCGGCCGGACACCGAGGACGUGCAGACUCUGAGCAACGACACGUUGGUCCUUCAAGGGGGCGUUCUAUUGUCGAAACGGGAGAUAAAACGGGAGGCGAAGAGCACGAGGGACACGAGUGCCGGCUCGUCGGACACGGCCAUUCUCCACGAGAGCCAGAGUGCGGCGGCCACCGUUGGAACUUUGAGCGCAGCCAUGCCACGACCUUGGUACAAACGGAGCGUCUUCGAACAUUCUCGGGAUUCCGGUGCGUCGAGGAGGGGCGAUGUCCUCCGAGCUCCGACAAGCUCGACGAUCGAAAUAAAAGAAGAAUGCGGUGCCACGAACACGACCAUCACCACCACCACCACCACCACCACCACCACUUCCACCGGUUAUUCCGUGGACGCGUCUUUGUCCAGGUUGAGCUUCUUUCAUCGAGGUGGAAGCCAAGCCGAGGACAGAAAAAGGGAGGCGAAGCGAAGAUCGGGCCUCUCGAUUCUCACCAACAUCAGCGAGCUGGACAAAGAAGCGGCCGCGAUCGUUCAGGAGGAACAGGCGCGCGCCAGGGCCUCGAUGCUGUUCAACUCGUCGAGAUUCGUGGACGCGUUCGAGAAGAGGAGCGACGCGAACGAGGAGCUCGUUCAAGACAUCGUCACGUCGGCGAUGGAGAGUUCGUCGCCCAGGCGUGGCACCAGGGCUCUCAUCUCCAAGUUCAACGCCAUCAGCAAUAUCACCAAGGUCACGGUGAAUUCCAAUUUCUUCGCGAGGAACGCGAGGGAUCAACAACAACCGGGGAAAUUCGAGCGGGACGCGACGAGGAACGCCAAGAUCUUCGAGCGUGGCAACGAUUGGAAGGAUCAUCCGAGAUUUUCCGUUCAGUCUGCCAGCGGGCAAACUGGCCACGUCGAGAAAGACAUCUCUAGAUAUUUUCCACCGCAGCAGAAGGCGGCCAAAAGCAGCAGGGUGGUGGAGAACAGGGAAAUGGGUGGUAAGAUUUCGGGGACAAAGAGUGGGCCGAGCAAGGAGCACAACGAUAAAUUGGCCAGUGAAACUUCCAACAGAAUAUCGUUCCUGCAGAGUCAAUUGGCCGCGAAUCGUACGAGCGAUCACAUCCUUCGAAAGGAUAGCUGUGCGACGGAGGAAAAAAUUAGAUCGAAACAUGAAGGUGGCGAGAAGAGAGAGAAGGAGACGAAAACGAGUAACGAGGAUCUACGAAGAUACUUGUUCCCUCGCAAUUCCGCGGAGGCGAGGGAACGCGUUGCGUCGAGCAUCUUUGACGAGCCAAGAAAGUUGAACAAGCAACAACGUCUGGACGGUGUGCAGAAAGAAUUUUCCGAUAUAUUCGACGAGAUCGACAAACAGCUACGCAUGAAAGAAUUCAAAUUUAUCGAUAGGAGGUCGUUGCUCGAGAGCGCGACACCCACUAAUCAGAGAAAUAAAGUUGGCGAGGAGGAAGCCGGAAUAUCAAGUAAGGUAACUAAAGUGCUCGAUAUCCUGGUCGAGGCGGAGAAAGACGCUAAGACAAAGAGCGGCGCGCCGCCGGAAAAAUCGAUAAUCCUCGAGGACACCUCUCGUCCGAUCGAACCGAACGUGAAAACGAAAUCGGGUAAUAGCGGUAGGUCGCCGUUAUUGAACACCAUCGAGGAUCCAAUUACGACGGAUUUAAAGGAGAUGUUGAAGGAAAUGAAACACUCGUUACCGAAGCGUUCGAAACCCGGCAAAAUUGUGACACGUAACGCCGACGUGACGGAGAAACCGGUCGUGGAGAAAGAAACGGUUAACGUUCCGGAUCCUGGCAAGACCAGGUAUUUCGUUUCCGCGGUAACGAAAGUCGAGAAUAUAACGGUGCCAAACGAUUACGAGCUGGACAAACAAAAGGUGUCGUGCUCGGUACAAACUAGCGGAAAUAUACGAAGAUUGAAUCAACCGACUACGUCUGUGGAACAACCGUCCACCUCGGGUUGGAAGCAGGAAAACGUGCUCUACAAAACGUCCGGGAAAAGCUUGGCUAGUUCCGGUUUGAAGAAUACAUUUCAGUUGAUACGACCCCGAGAUUUUGCUGAAAUCGAAGCGACAAAAACGACGAGGACCGCGCUCAACGAGAACACUUACGCCAAUGUGAUCGAGCAAUCCAUCUACGCGAAUGCACACGUCCCCCCUCCCUCUCCUAAACCACGUUCUAAUUCCUCGCAGCCAACCAACGUUACGAAAAUUGAUAAUAACACCGGUCAAGCAUCGAAAGCCUCACCCACGAUUCAACGAAAAUUUUCUACACAGGAAGAUACGUUGGAGGAUAGCGGGGAGGAAGAUGACAAUUCAGCGGAAAAAAAUAUGAACACGCUGGCCAUAAACCGAUUACUCAGAAAGUUGGAAGCGGCAAUCGCGUCUGGCCACCAUCAACAAGCGGCAGGUUUGGCGAAGGAGCUAGCACGGCUUAAAAUUCAUUGUUCCGUGAUUCGACAACGAUCAGCUCGUCUCAAAGAUCAGUUGAUUAAAGUCAAUAUGUACAUAGAAGACAAGCUUGCCCACCAGGGACCGAUACCCCUUCAGCUGCCGAGCAGGAUGACGGUGGCCGAGUUGAAAGCGAAAAUACAUACGGAAUUCGAAAUACCGACCAAUGUGCAACGAUGGAUCAUAGGUAAAAAUUUAGCAGAUCGCGAUGAAGCGAGUCUGAACGAAUUGCAGGCUGUUAAUGGAUCUCCGGUAUUCUUAUAUCUCGUUGCCCCAGAAUUAAGAUCUGAAAGUGUCGUACAAAUUGAAAAAAGUAGCGGUACAGAGGAAAUACCAAAUGUGCCAAACGAUGACACGAGCACAUCUACAGAAGUACUGCAGAUUGUGGAGCAAGAUCACGAAGAAGUCGAAGAAGAACCUCAGGAGAUAGAGGAGAGAAACACACCAGUGGAAGUGAAAAUGGACAGGUACGAAGAGUUAAUUUCUUUGGAAAACUGCGAUGUUAUACCGAACUCCGAACCGAUCGAAUGUCCCGUAUGCUUUGUUACAUACGGCCCUCGUGAAGGAGUUAUCUUGAGGGAUUGCUUACAUAUGUUCUGCAGAUCAUGUAUUGCUAAUACGAUUCGAUACUGCGAAGAAGCCGAAGUGAAAUGUCCUUAUAGAGACUCGGAAUACACUUGUGAGUCCACUCUCCAAGAACGUGAAAUUAAAGCUCUCGUCGAACCAGAAGUUUACCAGCAACAUUUAGCCAAAUCGAUCGCUCAAGCGGAAAACAAUGCUGGAAACAACGCGUUCCACUGUAAAACUCCGGACUGCCCUGGCUGGUGCAUCUACGACGACGAUGUGAACAACUUUCUUUGCCCCGUGUGUGGUGCAAACAAUUGUCUCACUUGCCAGGCUAUUCAUACUGGGAAAAAUUGUAAACAAUACCAACAAGAAUUGAGAUUAUCGAAGGAAACGGAUCAAGAAUCACGAAGAACUGCCGAGAUGUUGGAGGAAAUGGUAGAUAGGGGUGAAGCACUCGCGUGUCCCACAUGCGCUGUUGUUUUGAUGAAAAAAUGGGGUUGCGAUUGGUUGCGUUGUUCAAUGUGCAAGACCGAGAUAUGCUGGGUAACGAGAGGUCCACGUUGGGGACCUGCAGGAAAAGGGGACACAUCCGGAGGCUGUAGAUGCGGAGAAAACGGAGUCAAGUGUCAUCCUCGUUGCAAUUACUGUCACUGAGAACUAUCAAGAGAUACAAUUACCGCAACGAUGCACGACGGAUGGAUGGAAUGGAAGAAAAGAAGUGCAAAUACACCAUGGAUCAAAAUAUUUUUAUACCAUUAUCAGUGUCCCCGUAUAUCGGGAUGAAUCACUAGUCCGAGCAUCAAAUGGCUUGAUAUAUUAUAAUAACGAGUUUUGAUAAUCGAUAAAGUUGAUACUGAUAAGUUACAUUACGUAUACGUCGUACAUACGCUGCUUGCUCAACGAUUAACCUUAUCGCGGAACCGUCCUUCAUGGAAUUGGAAAAUGAUUGAAAGUAAUAAAGAGGCAGACACCUCAGUUUUCAACGA
Messenger RNA from Apis cerana (Asiatic honeybee), 4847 nucleotides. RefSeq lists its product as uncharacterized. The record is from RefSeq and is a predicted model, not a curated record. Gene Ontology annotation, biological process: proteasome-mediated ubiquitin-dependent protein catabolic process; protein linear polyubiquitination. Gene Ontology annotation, cellular component: LUBAC complex. NCBI's taxonomy places the organism in Eukaryota, Metazoa, Arthropoda, Insecta, Hymenoptera, Apidae. Gene Ontology annotation, molecular function: ubiquitin-protein transferase activity; ubiquitin binding.